GCAUACAUUUAUCCAACGAAUUUUAUUACAACUCAACUCUGACCAGUUUUUAUUUUAUUUUAUUUUUUUUAAUUCACAAUUAAUUGUUUAAUAGCACAAAUAUCUCAAGAGAUAUGACAAAACGCCACAAACAUAUGAUAUACUACCGCAUGCUACUGGUAAUCGCCAUACCUUUGGUAUAUUUCCUCUGCACCAAUCUCACUGGAGUAUUUACAAAAGAUUCAAGGAUUGAUUCUGGGAUUGAUAACAAAAAUGCAAUACGAUUACGAAGGUUGAUGCAAAUAGAAGAGCCUGAACUCAACAGUAGUAAUAACUGUACACCUCCAGCAGUAAAGGAAUUUCCAUCUGACGGUCUCACGCCUGAAGCAAGACGUUCUGGGUUCAUUGUAGUGCAUAUAAUUUUUGCUAUUUAUUUAUUCCUUUUGCUUGCCAUUGUUUGUGACGACUUUUUUGUCCCCUCCAUCACCAAAAUAUGCGAGAAAUUGAACGUAACAGAAGACGUUGCUGGUGCAACGUUCAUGGCUGCAGCAACGUCGAGUCCAGAGUUAUUUAUUAAUGUAGUAGGAACAUUCAUCACUGAAGGAGAUAUAGGAAUUGGUACGAUAGUUGGUUCAGCUGUAUUUAAUAUCCUCGCUGUUCCUGCUUGCUGUGGACUUUUUGCUAAUCAGGUUUUGGAGCUUGAUUGGUGGCCAAUAAGUCGUGAUUCUCUAGCUUAUGCAGUGACUGUAGGAUUACUAAUUUUAGUCCUUCGAGAUGGGCGGAUCGAGUGGUACGAGGCAUUAAUUUUGGUCGCCACAUACAUCUUCUACAUUUUAGCUAUGUGUUUUAACAAAACAAUUAGCCGAUGUAUGGGUUCAAUGGUCGCCAAGAGGAAACAAUAUAAAAAUAUUGAUAGCAGUCCUCUUCUACCCAAACAUUGUAUAGAUGGCAAAGUAAGUAGUUUCGAACUUGUAGAAGAUGAAUCUUUAGAAAUCGUUAACAUGACAAACUGGCCUGAACCAAUGUGGGAAAAAGUCUGGUGGGUGUUCACGUGGCCUAUAAACUUCGUUCUACUUUUCACCAUUCCUGAUUGUCGCAGAAAAUCUUUAAAAUCUUGGUAUCCAGUUACUUUUGGCAUGUGCAUUGUAUGGAUUGCUUCCAUGUCAUAUUUUGUAGCUUGGGACAUCACAAUUAUUGGUGAUACUCUGGAGAUUCCUGACUCAGUGAUGGGUUUAACGUUUCUAGCAGCUGGGAUGAGUGUCCCUGAGGCAGUAUCUAGUGUCCUCGUAACAAAUCAAGGUCAUGGAACGAUGGGAAUCAGCAACUCUAUAGGAUCUAAUGUCUUUGAUGUUCUUCUUUGUCUGGGAUUACCAUGGUUUAUUAAAGCAGCCUUUGCUCCAAAAAUACCUGGUACCCACUAUGUACAAAUAAAUUCAGAAGGAAUUGUAUACAGCUCAAUAUCUCUAUUCUCAACUCUUCUACUACUUUACAUCUCUUUUCUUGUCAAUAAAUUCAGACUUGAUCGUAAAGUCGGGUUUACUUGUUUAAGUAUAUAUGUAUGCUUCCUUGUGAUAGCUUCUCUCACUGAACUCAAUGUUUUCUUUCAAGUUAAUUUACCUACUUGUGUUCAUUGACGAAUACUUGCGGCUAAAGCCGCACUUUAAUUACUAAUUAAGACUUGGUGUAUUAAAAAAUUUAUUUUACUUCAUUAAGUAGGCUAAUAAUUAUCCAUGUAUACAAAUAUUUAUGAAUUAAGAUAUAGUUUAAGAAGUUAAUGUUCAUCACAA
Molecule: messenger RNA, 1766 nt
Organism: Chelonus insularis
Lineage: Eukaryota; Metazoa; Arthropoda; Insecta; Hymenoptera; Braconidae
Product: sodium/potassium/calcium exchanger 3-like
Exons: 8
Coding region: 114-1613 (499 amino acids)
Biological process (GO): calcium ion transmembrane transport; intracellular calcium ion homeostasis
Cellular component (GO): plasma membrane
Molecular function (GO): calcium channel activity; calcium, potassium:sodium antiporter activity
Source: RefSeq, a predicted model, not a curated record